UUUUUCUUUACUAUACCCAUUUUACAAAUGUCGAAAUCUAUUAUAAGUAGUACUGCUAGUACCAUUACUCCAACACGAGCAUUUUUCCGGGUAAAUCAAGAACUUUCUACUCUGGCUCAAAGUAGACAAGUCUUCAAGGCUCUAGGUGAAUAUGGUGAUUUAGUUGAAUAUAAAGUAUUAAGAUGCCCAGAAACAUUCAAGAUGUUACGAUACGGAUUUGUUGUCUUCAAACACCAACAGGAUGCGAAAAAGGCCUUCAACGAUCAAUUCAUCAAGAUCACCUUGGAUCAGUUUGAUCAACCUUGCGAAAUCAAAGUCGAAGCUCCUACCAAACGUACAUCAUGAUCUCUAUCCCCCAUUCUCUCUACACAUACAUCUUUUUUAUCACCAUCUAUACAUAGUUACGUUUUUCUCUUUAUACCUUUCAAUAUAUGAUUAUUGAAGUUAUUAUUGUAUAUUAUAUAUUAUUAUUUUUAUUGUUAUUAUUAGUCUGGUUACAUCUUAUCUUUUCUAUUCCAAAUACAAAAUAAACAUACAUAUACAUAUUCU
Molecule: messenger RNA, 549 nt
Organism: Halteromyces radiatus
Lineage: Eukaryota; Fungi; Mucoromycota; Mucoromycetes; Mucorales; Cunninghamellaceae
Exons: 2
Coding region: 28-345 (105 amino acids)
Molecular function (GO): RNA binding
Source: RefSeq, a predicted model, not a curated record